This is a messenger RNA of Emys orbicularis (European pond turtle), 594 nucleotides long. RefSeq names its product heart and neural crest derivatives expressed 1 (gene HAND1). Lineage: Eukaryota; Metazoa; Chordata; Testudines; Emydidae. The record is from RefSeq and is a predicted model, not a curated record. The coding region runs from base 1 to 594 and encodes 197 amino acids. The transcript is spliced from 2 exons. Gene Ontology annotation, biological process: heart development; regulation of transcription by RNA polymerase II. Gene Ontology annotation, molecular function: RNA polymerase II transcription regulatory region sequence-specific DNA binding; protein dimerization activity; DNA-binding transcription factor activity, RNA polymerase II-specific.
AUGAACCUGGUGGGGAGUUACCAGCACCAUCUGCUCCACGAGCCCUUCCUCUUCAACCCGGCCUCCAGGUGCCACCCGGAGCGCUCCUACUUCCAGAGCUGGGUGCUCAACCCGGCCGAGGUGUCCCCCGAGCUCUCCGGGCAGCCCUCCCCCUACCCCAGCGCCGAGUUCGGGGCGCCGGGGCCCGGCCACGGGCCCAGCCGGCUGGAGGCGCUGAGCAGCAGGCUGGGCCGGCGGAAAGGCGUGGGCCCCAAGAAGGAGCGCCGGAGGACCGAGAGCAUCAACAGCGCCUUCGCCGAGCUGCGGGAGUGCAUCCCCAACGUGCCGGCCGACACCAAGCUCUCCAAGAUCAAGACCCUGCGCCUGGCCACCAGCUACAUCGCCUACCUGAUGGAGGUGCUGGCCAAGGACAGCCAGGCCGGGGAGACCGAGGGCUUCAAGGCCGAGCUCAAGAAAACGGACAGCCGGGAGAGCAAGCGGAAAAGGGAGCCGCAGCCUGAAGUCUACUCGCAUUCCCUAGGCCAUGGAGAGAAAAAACUUAAAGGAAGGACUGGUUGGCCUCAGCAGGUCUGGGCUCUGGAGUUAAAUCAGUGA